Messenger RNA from Klebsormidium nitens, 720 nucleotides. The record is from the annotation of a GenBank genome assembly. NCBI's taxonomy places the organism in Eukaryota, Viridiplantae, Streptophyta, Klebsormidiophyceae, Klebsormidiales, Klebsormidiaceae.
AUGGGUUGGCAGCUAAUCUCGCUGUACGGCAUGCCGAAGUUCCAUCCUCCAACCUUGGACGUGCUGCAGAACGCCGUCGUGGUGAAAGAUGCGGAGGUCUACUACCGCAAUAUUUACGAGUCUUACGAGGACGCCUGGACCAUUCGCGACAGGCACAUGUUCAACUCACUAGAAGCCCUCAAGGAGCACUGCGAGGCGCUGUGCGGGGGGGUGUGCCGCGCCGUCGUGUGGGCGCACAACUGCCACGUCAGCGAUGCGCGCGAGACGGAGGUUGCCUGGGAGUGGCAUCAGGCGAACAUGGGGCAGCUGGUGAAGGAGAAGUACGGGGAGCAGGCAGUCAGUAUUGGAUUCAGCACAUACUCCGGAACCCUGACUGCGGCUUCUGCUUGGGGCGAGCCGGGGCGGUGCGUGCGACUAAAGCCACCCUUUCCAGGCACCCUCGAAAAAAUCCUGCACGAGGUGUCGCCCACAAACUUCCUGCUCGAUUGCCGGUGGGUCGAGCCGCGCGAGCUCUGCCUCUGGAAGCGCUCCAUCGGUCUCGUUUACUCAGAGGAAACUCAGGAUCGUGACAACUACUACAGGGCCAAGGUCUUCAAGCAGCAUGACAAGAUCAUUCACAUCGACCAGACUCGCGCGGUAGAACCCCUGGACAAAGAGUCCGUUUGGAGUAGGAUCGAGGAGGCAGACGAGCAGCCUCAAACCUAUCCGUUCGGCAUUUAG